UUUUCUGUUUUUUUUGAGAAACGGUCAAUACAACCACGUUCCUGAUUGGAUCUUCAUUUCCGGAUUGGAAAAGUAAUAGCAGAAGACAAACGUACGAGGGCGGGAACUUCGAUAUCAUGUAUAUGUAAAUUGACUUUCGUGUAAAUCACCGACGAGCCCCGAGAAUCAGCCAGAGUAAAAAUUGUAAAUAAGAUUAAAUGUGCUAUAUUAUACUUUGACCUUUGAUGAAAUGAUUUUGGAUUUAAAAGUAUGUUAGUCAUAUGGAAAUUGAUACCUAAGUUGUAAACUUUGUAUAACUCUGUAUGAAAGUGUCUACUGAUUGUGAUUAAGUUUUAACAGAACUUCUAAUACUUUUGGAAUAAAAUACUGUGUCGCAGUUUCUGGAUGCAUUAUGCUAUACACAUUUAUCUUUUCUUAAUUUAAGUUAACAGUUGGAUACAAAUUUACAGCUGAGAAAAGAUGGAAAACUUGAAGCGAACUUUUUUAUUUCCAGUUUUUAUCUACUAUAUUUUAAUGAGCUGCCUGCCAGAUGUUUUUGCAGUCGAUCCAAGUUUUGAUGUUCCAGUAUUCAAUGUCACUGUCAUUGCAGAAAAGACUGCCAUAUUACCAUGUACCGUGGAGCAUCUUGCGGGGCACAAGGUCGUCUGGACGGAUAGAUUUUCUACUUUGCUUACCUACGAUAUAGGAAGGAUAAUAGACGAUGAUAGAAUAGGCAUAGAAAGACCAUUUACAAAUGACUGGAAUUUACUGAUUCAUGAUGUCAAGUACGAAGACGCGGGAAAAUACGUCUGCCAAAUUAACACAAAACCAGUUAAAACGAAAACAGUUAUGCUACACGUGCUAGUUCCUCCUAAAAUCAACGUAAGUUUAUCAUCCGGUGACAUCAUUGCCAGAGAAGGGGACACUGUGACUUUGACAUGUAACGUUUCUGGCAUUCCUGCCCCAACCGUCCAUUGGUAUAGACGUCCACUUGAUCAUGGCAUUAGUAAAGCCAAAGAAAAGUUGGAACAGUCGAAGCAUACAUAUUACAACUAUUGGCCAUCAUGCACAUACACGUUUCACAAAACAGGAGUCGGUAUGAACGGAGAAUAUUUGAUCAUUCACAAUAUUUCUCGUUACUGUGAUGGCAUCUACGAAUGUGUGGCAUUCAACGAUGUACCACCAGCGGUCAACAAAGACAUUAAAGUGGAAGUUGAGUUUCCUCCAGAAAUAGAACUUCAAAACCGAAGAAUGGGACAAUUUCCUGGAAGGGAGACCAUUUUAGAGUGUCAAAUAACAGCUUUUCCAAAUAACUACAAUGUAUGGCGAUUUAAAGGGAAGGAUUUGAAAACGACCACGAAACAUCGAAUAGAAAUAUAUAACGAUGGAAACCACAGAAUGACGCUUAGCCUGCGUGUUAUGGAUAUAACAUAUGCAGAUUACGGAAAUUAUACUUGUGUAGCCCAAAAUAAGCUUGGCACAGAUGAAGAAAUUAUGAUUUUACAUGAUUCCAGAAAACCUAGUACUCCAACAACAACGACAAUCAGGCAACCAUUGAAGAUAUCAACACCCCCAAAAACGAUAUGGUUACCAGAACCACAGGAUAAACUUGGGCAUGUGGACACACACAUUAAUGGUAAUAAUCUCCAAACAGAAUCCCAACAAAAUGGAGGAAUAACAUGCACCGGCAAUCUUGUAGUUAUUUGCAACAGAAUAGGAAAAAUGCCACAGAAGGGAAAUAACUCGUCAUGCAGGAAUUCUUUGUCUUUGAUUUUUGUUUCUUUUACACUAUUACUUGUAUUCAUAGUAAGCUGACGAACUGGUGACUUUCUUUGCGCAUAAUAUCAAAAUGGAAGCCUCAAAAGUGAAUUAUAAUUAAUUGAAUACCUACAUACAAAUAUAUGUGUUCGGUGUUCAGAAAAAUUUGGCAAAAGAAAAAUUGAACAGAAACAAUAUGAGAUGCUUAAGUGAAAUUAGUUUCCUUGAAACUAUUUCCCAAACUAACGCAAACAAAACAAUCUAAACAUUUGUUUGUGUUUAUUCCAGUUAAUAUUUAUUUGUACACAUGUCACUUAUAGCAAGUAAGGGGAACUGGUAUCAUUUGUAGGAUUUAUGGGUGAAAUAUGAUUUUUUUUUUUAGAAAAUUAAUGAAUUUGUAAUUCAUAUAGACAAUCGUCGUGUAUAUUUGAAGACGCAACAUAAAAGAUUGUGAAAUUUCACUGGCGUCCUAUUAUAUGUGUUAACGGACGCUAAAAAGUAUAAACAGAGUAUGUUUCAAAGCUGUAUUAUGAUGUGAGAUUGAGUUAUCAUUCUUAUGUCUAGUUAUUUUGUAUAUCUCUUUCUUUCUUUUAAAUAAUUAUUAGUUUAUAUGUUCAUUUUCUUUUUUUUCUGUGAAAUAUUUCGUAAAAAUUGUACAGUAAAUGUAACUAUAUAUAUCAACUCUGCUCUUUUCUAUUCCCAUUAAUUUGAUUUUUAAAAGUAGCCUCUUUCCUUAAUUUCAAAAAUUGGAAUACAACUAUACUUUUUGUUUUUGUCACCUCUCAUUUUGUACAAAAGAGGGACGAAAGAUACCAGAGGGACAGUCAAACUCAUUAAUAAAAAAUUAACUGACAACGCCAUGGCUAAAAAUGAAAAGGACAAGCAAUAGUACACAUGACACAACGUAGAAAACUAAAAAAUAAACAACACGAACCCCAUCAAAAACUAGGGGUGAUCUCAGUUGCUCUGGAAGGGUAAGCAGAUCCUGCUCCACAUGUGGCACCCGUCGUGUUGUUUAUGAGAAAACAAUUCCGACAAAUAGCCUAAUUCGGUACGUCACAUUCAUGAAAGGGAAGGGGAUUGUAGUUGAGAUGUAAGCUGUACCUUUUUACUAUUUCCUGAUCUCUCAAGUUGUUGACGCUAUAUAUGUGUAGCUAAAGGUGACUGUAAAAGAAUUAUGACGAGUGUUCCAGUUUACAAGGACAAACAAUUAUUUUAUGUACAAAAUGUUUACACAAGAGCAAAUCCUGUAGUUUUUUUAGUCGAUUAAUUUAUUAUAUUUUUAUGUAAUGUAUGUACAUUUAUAAUAGUUUAAGUAUAAAUAGCAGUCUCUUUGUAUUCUAUCUUAGGGUACUGAGAGAGAGAGAGAGAGAGAGAGAGAGAGAGAGAGAGAGAGAGAGAGAGAGAGAGAGAGAGAGAGAGAGAGAGCACAAAAAAAUUGCGUAGCAAAACCAGAUAACUUAAAUUUAAACAAAAUAUGAGGAAGGAGGGAAACAUACUACAUGUAUUUGUAACCGUGUGAUUCUUUUACUUUUAGCAUGUAAGUGAGUAUCACUUUUAGAAUACUGUAAUGAUAUUUCGUAAGCUAAUCGUAUCUAAUAUUCGCGUAACAACCAAAAUAACACUAUAUAGAUAUAGGAAGAUGUGAUGUGAGUGCCAAUGAGACAACUCUCAAUCCAUAAAACAUUUUUAAAAAAAGUAAACCAUUAUAGGUCAUAUAUGUAUGUAAAACUAACGAGAUGUGAUCUGAUUGUCAACGAGACAACUAUGAUUCAUAAUCUUGUAUUAUUGUAAGAUUUAUGCUCCAAAAUCUGUAGGUUUACAUUUUCUUUUCCUUUCUUUCUGGAAUUCAUAAUGUGAUUUCAAUAAUGUUCGCAGACAUGCAGGUUGUUAUUAUCAGUAUUGAAAUCCAAUGCAAGUUGUAAAUGUUUGUGAAUGGUUUUUUUUUGUAAUUUUUAAAUGUAAAUAUCCAUAGGAUGCCAAAUAUGUUGUUCACGUUUAGUAUUUUUCUGUUCGAUAUCUGGUUUUUAUUAAGUAUUGUUGAAUGUAGAGAUAUUCACGUAGUUUGCAUUUUCUGUGGCUAUGAUAUAUGAAAUGAAUAGACAAUGACUCGUUUCGUUCUGAAAGAUUUCAUUUACUUGUAAUGUGUUGCUUAUGUAUGGCAUCUUCAGUUUGAUUGAACAUGUUCUAAAAAGUUUAUAAUUCAAAGUAAGCCCUUUCGCGAAAUUAACCUAGGUUUCACAACACAACCUGUUUUGCAAUAGUUUUUUUUAUUAUAUAAAUUGGCAUAGUUCAACUGGUAUAUUGAUCAUAUGUUAUGAUAUGGUUUCUUAUUUAUCUUUAACACUAGAAUAAAAGUUAAGGGCUUAGGAAAAAACGACAUUUUCCAUGGGUGGACCAUCGACAUGCAUUAUCACUUACCUUUUUCAAAUAAUUAGACGGAGCUCCCGUUUAUUUUCAUAAACUCAGACUAAAGUUAUUUAUAAAAGGCCAAUGAUUUUAGCCACUCGCUCAUAGCGUACGACAAUAUUAUCAAAACUGAAGUUCUAUUGCUUGUACAAUUAUAAUCAACAUCAAAUAAUAGCAUUACAUCAUUUUUGGUAUUUUCCAAUAGCUUUUAGUGAGCUUAUGGUCUGACCAAUCAUAUGUGCAAUGACAUCUGAGUUACAACUGUAAUAUUUAUAUACUAGCUUAACUUUGUAUAACAUUUGCUUUAAAGAUGAGUAAAAUCAUGGUGACAUUAUUAUGUAACUUAUCAUUAUCAAGACAUUUGAAAUAAAGAAUUUGAUCUUUUUUUCUAUUUUAAAGCUUGCCUCUAAUAUCACUAGUCACCGUUUAGUAGCGUUAUAUUCAUACAAUGUGUACAUUCCUAUUAUACAGAACGUUAGCUGUAUAGAUUUGUGGUUUGCAAAUAAAAUUAUUUUAUACUAAUUACUUUAUUGUUGUUUGACACAUUCAUGAAUGGAUGGACUUCUUACUACAGACCAUAUCUAAUAAAAAGCUUUGAAGGCA
Molecule: messenger RNA, 4749 nt
Organism: Mytilus trossulus (common blue mussel)
Lineage: Eukaryota; Metazoa; Mollusca; Bivalvia; Mytilida; Mytilidae
Product: limbic system-associated membrane protein-like
Exons: 9
Coding region: 460-1794 (444 amino acids)
Cellular component (GO): neuron projection
Source: RefSeq, a predicted model, not a curated record